Lucilia sericata (common green bottle fly) is the source of this 1431-nucleotide messenger RNA. It is a transcript of the gene Gmd, whose product is annotated as GDP-mannose 4,6 dehydratase. Gene Ontology annotation, biological process: GDP-mannose metabolic process. The transcript is spliced from 3 exons. The coding region runs from base 160 to 1293 and encodes 377 amino acids. Gene Ontology annotation, molecular function: GDP-mannose 4,6-dehydratase activity. The record is from RefSeq and is a predicted model, not a curated record. NCBI's taxonomy places the organism in Eukaryota, Metazoa, Arthropoda, Insecta, Diptera, Calliphoridae.
CAGGGCUCUGUUCGCCAGUGUUGUUUUUGUUGUUGCUGAAAAAACCAGCAGCUGUUCAAACUAAGUGCAUUUUUUGGUCGGGAAAUAAAAUUAAAAUUUGUUUAUAUUAAAUUUAAUAUAAUUUUAUAAAUAAAAAUUCUUUCCAAAAAACAAAAAAUAAUGGCUGAAAGUCAAGAAAAUAGUGUAGAAAAUGUUACAACAAGUACAAACAAAGAAUUAAAUGGUGAAACACAAGAGAGAAAACGUAUUGCGCUAAUAACCGGCAUAACGGGACAGGAUGGCUCUUAUCUGGCAGAGUUUUUGUUGAAAAAAGGCUAUGAAGUUCAUGGCAUUAUUCGGAGAGCUAGUACCUUCAAUACCUCACGUAUAGAACAUUUAUAUGCCGAUCCACAGGCCCACAAAGGUGGAUUUAUGAAAUUACACUAUGGUGACAUGACCGAUAGCAGCAGUUUAGUGAAAAUUAUUAAUAUGGUUAAACCGGAAGAAAUUUAUAAUCUGGCGGCUCAAUCCCAUGUUAAGGUAUCGUUUGAUCUUAGUGAAUAUACCGCGGAAGUGGAUGCCGUUGGUACACUACGUAUAUUGGAUGCCAUACGCACCUGUGGCAUGGAGAAUAAAGUGAAAUUCUAUCAAGCAUCUACCUCAGAGUUAUAUGGCAAGGUAGUGGAAACACCACAAAAUGAACAGACACCAUUUUAUCCCAGAUCUCCAUAUGCCUGCGCCAAAAUGUACGGUUUCUGGAUUGUCAUCAACUAUAGAGAAGCCUACAAUAUGUUUGCCUGCAAUGGCAUACUCUUUAAUCACGAAUCACCACGAAGAGGUGAAAAUUUUGUAACACGCAAAAUUACCCGCUCAGUGGCAAAAAUCUAUCUCAAUCAAUUGGAAUAUUUUGAAUUGGGUAAUUUAGAUUCGAAACGUGAUUGGGGUCAUGCUAUGGAUUAUGUAGAAGCCAUGUGGAUGAUGUUGCAGCAGGAAAAACCCUCAGAUUAUGUCAUUGCCACCGGAGAAACGCAUAGUGUACGUGAAUUUGUUGAGGCCUCAUUUCGUUAUAUAGGACGUCAAAUUGUCUGGCAGGGAGAAGGUGUUGAUGAGGUUGGCAUCGAACAGGAUAGCGGCGUGGUGCGUGUACGAAUAAAUCCCAAAUAUUUCCGUCCCACCGAAGUAGAUCUUUUGUUGGGUGAUGCCUCGAAAGCUAAGCGUGAAUUGAAUUGGUCACCCAAAGUAACAUUUAUGGAAUUGGUCAACGAUAUGAUGGCAGCCGAUAUUGAAUUGAUGAAAAAGAAUCCCAUAGCGUAGAAAUGUUAGAUCAUUAAACAUUUUUAAACAUUUACAAGUGUGUUGUAAGUGUCCUUUAAAUCUGUAUGACUCUUUGCCGAUGUUCUUUUUCUUUUUGUAUACUUUAAAAGCACAAAUAUAUAUAUUUUUUUAAAUUUA